AUAAUUUCAAAAAUUAAGCAACCCUCCAUUCUGCGUUGAAUAUAAAACCCUUACAAGCAGAUCAAGACUCUGAACCAUGCCCGGCAAGAAGAAAGGAAAAGGGAAGGGGAAAGGAAAGAAGAAGAAGAGCAAGAAGCCAAAGGGGAUGCUGGAGAAUCCUGCUGACGUUGUCAAGAGACUCCAGAGGGUCUACAUGGCCCAGUGUCAAACCAAGAACUCUGCCGUCUGUCCUGGUCUCAAGAAGUUCCUCAAAGAUUGCUAUGAGGACAACAGACUUUCAGUCAAGUUCAUUUUGGAGCCAAUACCAGACUUUGAGGACCCAGACUUGACAAACGUCCAGCUUGACCCGCUGAUUUUAGCCAUCCGAGCCGAAAGAUUCAAGUACAUCAAAGAACUUCAUGUAUGGGACAUCCCUCUCAAGCAUGCAGAUGUUGCCAAUCUUGCUUUAAUGAUGGAGAAAGGCCCCUAUCCCAUCUCAAGGUUAGAGCUCAUUGACUGUAGUAUAGAAUCCUAUGCAGCUGAAAGACUUCUCAGGAACUGCGCAGGGUUAACCAAUCUCACCACUCUCUCCCUGGACUAUAAUGAGAUUGGUGAUAGCGGCUGCAUUGGAAUAUGUAAGGGUCUAAUGAAGAAUGAGACCAUGAUAAGUCUUAGUUUAUGUUACUGUGACCUUGGAGUACAGAGCGGAACAGCCUUGGGUCAGGUGGUCUCAACAACAGCCAUCAGGGAGGUGUACCUUAAUGGGAAUAACCUGGAAGCCGAAGGGGUGUCUGAAUUGAUAAGACUAGCAGUGGACCAUGCCGAGGCAGAGAGCUACCAACGAGCACAGGAAGCUAUCAAGAAAGCUGAUGAAGAAGCUUUGGCUUUGUUAGCUGAAAAGGAAAGGAGUAGGGUGAAGACGGCCCUCGAUGACCCCGAGUCAAAACCUUCAUCAGCCAAGAGUUCGAAAGGUGGAAAGAAGAAGAAGAAAAAGGGGAAAAAGAAGAAGAAAUCAAAAGAGCCACCAGGCCCUCCCCCGAAAGGUCCUCUCAUAUACAAGCUACACUUAGCAGACAAUGGCAUAGACAUGUAUGGGAAAGGAUCGACCUACGCACCUAUCAUAGCAAUGAGAUUGUUUAGAACGCUAGUGGAAAAUUCCUCUUGCCUUCAAGAGCUGGACUUGGAUGACAAUCUCAUUGGCGAUUUAGGGGGGAGAGAGAUCAUGGAGGGACUCCGAGCGAGAAAAGAAGCCGGGCUGGAUGGCGUCAAAGUCUCGGUAACUCAUCGGAUGAACGGAGACACGUUCGGAGAAAUCAUGAAACUCGGUUCAGGACUCAGUAAGAAGAAGAAGAAGAAGAAAGGCAAAGGCAAGAAGAAGAAAAAGAAAUGAGCCUUAUCGUGGAACGUGGAGGAAUGUGAAUAGCAUUUACUAUCACCCCUACCAACGUGUUAUAUUAUGGAUGAGUGGCAGGUACCGUUUCCUGCGAAAUAUUGUCAUUGGGAUGAAUAGCUGACAAUCUAUGACGAUUUGCGAAUUAAAGUAUGGAUGAGUUCCUGAGCAGAAAGAGAACUUUCAAAACCAUUGCGCUUCCAAUUCCAUCAAGAAUAUUGUUUCAUUAUUUUUAUAUUAUGAUAAUGAUUGUUAUUGUUCUAUUUAUUUUUCUACAGAUAUACUUUAUCUUGUAUAUAUUUAUUCAAAUGUGUAUAUGUAAUAAAAUAUAUCAUGUUACGAAGGGUACUGAAUAAACAAUGUUUAUUCGUCAGUAGAAGAUUAUUGUAUAAAUCAAGAUUGUUAUAUAAAUCAAUAUCCGUCCACACCUUUCACGUUUUCUAACAUUUUAAGAUGAGUGAUAUUAUCUUUGAUUUGUUAUUGCUAUAUCGUCACGAAAAAUUGAUACUUGAGUUUAUAUUCUUGGUAUUAAAGUGACAGAAAACUACAUUUUCUAGUGCUACAGUUGUAUUAAGCUGACAUUUUACACAUCAAGCAUUUGGUAUUUUCCGUCCAUGCACUUGCCCAUCGUCAUAACCAUUACUCGUGAAAUAUACAGCCCCUGCUCAUACUGAAGAUGUAAGCGCUGAAUGACAUUCAUCGCGCAUAUUUUAGAUAGAGUAGAUAUCUUUCAAGUACCAUGUUUUUUUCUUUAGUUGAUACGAGCCAAAUUGUUUGAUUUGACCAAUCUUAAAUGAGUAGAGUGAAAUUGGAGCACAUGCCCAUUAUUAAAAUGAAUAUCAGACAUUAUUUAGAUCGGAGUAUGUAUGUAUUGUGCAAUCAUAGCGAACAGGUUACAUUGCUGUGUCCAUUAGUUUUCUUGUAUAUAAUUAAAUUAUUCAUCAUAUUUAUGAUUUGUGAAAUUGCAUGAAAUUUGUAUGUACACCUCUGUUUUUAAUAUUAGAGCAUUUUCCUAUUUUCUUGUAAUUUAAAAAGGAUAAAGUCAAGUCGUGAUUUAUAAACGUUGAAAUUCAUGCAAAUCGUUAUUUUGUUGUGUCUUGGAAUGUUUUGAUAUUAAAAGAUAGUUAAAUGAUGAGUAAUACGUGAGUAAUUCAGUAAAAUUACAAAUUUACAAGUGGCUCGUAAUAUAUACGACUUCGCUCUGAUACAGACCAUAAUUCUAACAUCUUGUAUGGUGACCCAUAUUCAGAGGUCCAAUUUGCCAUCAGAACAAAGGUUAAAUAUAUUCCUAUCAAAAUAUAUACAUUGUAUAUUUGGGAUUAGGCUAAGCAUGCAAAGUACACCCGUAAGGAUCUUAUAUGUCUCUGUAACGAUUUAUUAACAAUUUAUCGGAAUCUUUGUGCAAUUUGAGAGCACUUAUAAACUUAACACCUUGUUUUUAAAAAUGAUGAAGUUAAAUCAUGAUUUAUAAAUGUUUAAAAAAAUUAUGCAAAGCGCUGUUUAGUUGUGUCUUGGAAUGUUUUAAUAAUAAAAGAGAGUUAAUUUAUGAAUAAAACGUGAGUAGUUCAGGAAAAUUACAAAUGACUCCUAAUAUAUAUGACUUCGUUCUGAUACAGACUAUAAUUUCAACAUCACUGUACGGUGACCCCCUUUCAGGGGUUUAGUGUGCCAUUAGAAUAAAGCCUACUUUUGUUAUAUUCCUAUGAUAAAAAUAUAUUCGGGAUUAGGGCAAAACAUGCAAAGUACACCCAUAAGGAUUUUAUAUGUCUCUGUAAGGAUUUAUUAACAAUUUAUCGGAAUCUUUGUGCAAUUUGAGAGCAGCACGGUAAAAGGUAUAAGUUGUAAAUGGGAAGAUCGGAAUAUCAAUGAAUCAAUCUUUACUUGGGGCGGUGUUUUGUAUUUUAAUGGAAAAGUAUUAGCCAUUUAACUAUACUUGUCCUUUUUUUGAUCGAAGACAUAUUCUGUAUUCUAUGAUAAAGUAAUUGUUCAUAAUGAAAAUGUUAUUGUAGUAAAUACUGCAAACAGGUUUAAUGGAACGAUCAUUCACUUAUGAAACGUAUAGAUUUUGGGGGGAUUUUGCUUUUAUUGUCAUGAUUUUUACCGUUCUUUGUGUUGAAGAUUUUUAUAGUCUGAAAAAUCACGUUUUCCGUAAAAUUGCAUGAAAUUCGUGGUCUUCCUGGAUUCUGUGUAAAUUUUUAUCGUUUUCCGUAUCGCGAAAAACCGGGGACUCCAUUCUAUUCUUCUCCUCGAAUGCUUGGUUACAUGCGAGCCAGAGCCUGAAGUCCUUCUGAAGGGUAGAAAGAUGUCUGAUGAUGCUACACUGUAUAAACUGUGGUGUUAAAAUUACACCAUAAGGAUUGAACAUAACACCAGAGUGUAAAUGUAACAACCAAAGGUGUUGCAAUAACACCUAUAGGUGUAAAACCAACACCACCAAUUUAACACCGGUGUAAAAUAACUGGUGUGGUCCUCUAUGUACACCGGUUAACACCACAUUUUUUGCUGUGUAUAUGAUGGCUUUCAAUGUUCUACUUUGCUGCCUUCUUAAUACCAUAAACUUCUGGUCCCGUCUUACAAAGAGUUACGAUUGAUUCGAUGAACCUUAAGUAUAUGAAAAUCCAUCGAUGACAUAAUUUAUUUGUGGAAUUUGCUUAUUGUCCUUUGAAAACAAGGAGAAUCAACUGUAUUGUCAAGAAAACAGUGAUUGUAUGAUUAUACAGCAUAUCUAGAAGAUAUUUUGAACAAACAUAUUUUAGACAUUCGCGUGUCUGGCUUUCCAUAAGUUGUGGUUGAUUUGAUCAAUCGUAACUAUUUGUAAGACGGGAUCCUGCUUUGAAUCAAAGAAAAAUUGUUAUUACGAUCUUCAGUAGAUAUGAACGUACUUUCAAGCAACGUAAAUGCUUCUUCGUUUUAAUCAGAUUUAUUUCUAGAAUUCUUGUUCGAUUAUUCAUUCAUUCUCAUCCAAGUACAUUUAUAUAUUCCUCAGGGGACAGUGCCGUAACGAGCCAGUGGCGGUGCGGGGGGGGUGGGCUUUUAGGGGGCAGAUUAUAGUGUUUUGGAGGCAUAAUGCUCCCUUAGGCGCAAAACUCUCUUUGAUGAAAACAAAGUUUUCAACAUUAAUGCAUUUUGUUUUUAAUUACCUUUGUACAAGAUAUUAUUAGCCUUCUAUUUGAAGGGUUAAUAAAAGACAGCUAGUAUCCAACUAUAUGUUCUGCAUUGGCACUUGCUUCAAACUUUGUGUCAACAAGUUUUUUUUUCUUUUGAACUUUCGAAACUAGCUAUAAUGCCAUACUAAACACCUUUCUGAUAUGUUUGAUAAAUGAAAACACUGAUACUUUCAUAAAUAAAAUGGUGUGUUCAUUCAUACUUUGGUAGAUGAAUUGAAUGAUUAUUAUGUACGUCUAGAUUUCCUUUGAAAAAUGUAAAAAUGAUAUUUGAUAAUAAAGAAUCAACUUAUGAAAUAUCA
Messenger RNA from Lytechinus variegatus (green sea urchin), 4835 nucleotides. RefSeq lists its product as uncharacterized. The record is from RefSeq and is a predicted model, not a curated record. Gene Ontology annotation, molecular function: GTPase activator activity; small GTPase binding. The transcript is spliced from 9 exons. Gene Ontology annotation, biological process: nucleocytoplasmic transport; activation of GTPase activity. NCBI's taxonomy places the organism in Eukaryota, Metazoa, Echinodermata, Echinoidea, Temnopleuroida, Toxopneustidae. Gene Ontology annotation, cellular component: cytosol; nucleus; perinuclear region of cytoplasm. Bases 77 to 1369 code for a protein of 430 amino acids.